AUGUCUGCAGCAGCUCAAUUCGUGAGGCAGGGGAAAAAGAUCGUCGCCAUUGGUAGAAACUACUCUGAGCACAUCAAGGAGCUCAACAACGCCAAGACGACAGAGCCUUUCUUCUUUCUCAAGCCCACGACCAGCUACCUCCCUACUGGGGGAAAGGUUGAAAUUCCACGCGGCAUAAUAGCACACUAUGAAGUUGAACUUGGCCUCGUAAUCGGGAAAGGCGGUCGGGACAUUUCUCAGGAUGCAGCCGAGUCGCACAUUGCAGGCUACGCUUUGGCUGUCGACAUGACCGCACGAAACAUGCAGGACGAGGUGAAGAAAAAGGGUCUGCCUUGGUCCGCUGUGAAAGGCUUCGAUACAUUUACUCCCAUCGGGUCUUUUAUCCCCAAGUCGUCCAUUUCGGAUCCUCAUGACCUCACACUCUCCCUGAAGAUUAAUGGUGCGGUCAAGCAGAAUGGUACGACUGGGGACAUGAUUUUCCGUAUCCCGCGACUUAUUGAACACAUCUCUUCCAUCAUGACCUUGGAGGAGGGUGAUCUCAUCCUCACCGGAACUCCUUCGGGCGUUGGACCUGUUAAUCCAGGUGACAGUGUUGAAUGCGCUCUUGCUGACCCAACUGGGAACGUACUUGCCGAGCUGGAAUUCACAGCAGAGUUGAGGGGUGGAGGGUAUCAGUUCACGCCAUAA
Messenger RNA from Suillus bovinus, 687 nucleotides. RefSeq lists its product as uncharacterized. The record is from RefSeq and is a predicted model, not a curated record. The coding region runs from base 1 to 687 and encodes 228 amino acids. The transcript has 7 exons. NCBI's taxonomy places the organism in Eukaryota, Fungi, Basidiomycota, Agaricomycetes, Boletales, Suillaceae. Gene Ontology annotation, cellular component: mitochondrion. Gene Ontology annotation, molecular function: acetylpyruvate hydrolase activity.